Molecule: messenger RNA, 828 nt
Organism: Calypte anna (Anna's hummingbird)
Lineage: Eukaryota; Metazoa; Chordata; Aves; Apodiformes; Trochilidae
Gene: COMMD4
Product: COMM domain containing 4
Exons: 8
Coding region: 84-683 (199 amino acids)
Source: RefSeq, a predicted model, not a curated record
UCCUCCCGGGAGCCUCCGGGAACGGUUCCGGGUGGCGGAGGCGGGAUCUGCGGCGGCAUCGGGGAGCUGAGCCCGGCGGCACCAUGCGGUUCCGCUUCUGCGGGGACCUGGACUGUCCCGACUGGGUCCUGGCCGAGAUCAGCACCUUGGCCAAAAUCUCCUCGGUGAAGCUGAAGCUGAUCUGCGCCCAGGUGCUGCGGGACAUGCUGGGGGAGGCCAUGGAGUAUGAGAAGAUCCUGAAGCUGACCUCGGACGCCAAGUUGGAGUCAGGGGACGUGAAGGCCACCAUCGCUGUCCUGGGCUUCAUCCUCUCCAGCGCUGCCAAGCACAACGUGGACAGCGAGUCCCUCUCCAGUGAGCUGCAGCAGCUGGGGCUGCCCAAAGAACAUGCCAGUGGGCUGUGCCGGUCCUAUGAGGAGAAGCAGAGCUGCCUCCAGGACAGGCUGCGGGCCUGCAGCCUGAGACUGAGCCGGCUGGGCUCCGUGGGCUGGCGGGUGGAUUACACCCUCAGCUCCAGCGAGCUGUGGGAGGUCAACGAGCCACUCGUGCACCUGAGCUUCAACCUGCGGGAUGGGCAGUGCGGCAGGGCAGACACCAUCCCUGUCACCCUCUCGGCUGACAAGUUCCAGGUGCUGCUGGCAGAGCUGAAGCAGGCCCAGGCCCUGAUGAACACCCUUCUCUGAGAAGCCGCCGGGAGGGGCGAUGUUGGCAGGCGCCGGCACUGGAUGGCGGGGGGGUGUGCCCCCCAGGGAUGCCCGGCUGGGGAGGGGGCAGCCGGGGGCAGCUUUCCCCGUCCGGGAGCUCCAAUAAAGUGACAGUGACCAAGCC